Ectocarpus siliculosus is the source of this 6957-nucleotide messenger RNA. NCBI's taxonomy places the organism in Eukaryota, Phaeophyceae, Ectocarpales, Ectocarpaceae. The record is from the annotation of a GenBank genome assembly.
AUGGUUCAAGCGCGUGGCGGAUCGGGUGGCGAUCUGGCGAGACUGGAAGGCCCGAUGAAGCAUGUCGUGACGUACUCUGGCGUACACGUUGCACCGGGACCUGCGACCAAGGGAGGGGUGUACGACGCGUGGUUUCGGGCGGGGGGCACCCGCGCGCUCCUGUACACGGCUGCCAGUGUCGUCGACGAGCUUGCCGACGUUGCCAGCGAGGCUUCCGCUAAGGGCGCGAGCGGCCAGGUGCGAGACCGGGCGGAGGUGCUAGCGAGGGAGGGCCGCGAGCUUCUCGGCGAGCUGCUGCGGACGGUGGCGGUGCUCCUGUCGUCGGGUCCCGUUCACCGGGAAGAGUUCCUCCAGGUGGAUGCCUUCCAGGAGGUGGAACUCCUCGGCGCGGCCCUGCAGGGAGUUCUCUUGGACUUCAGGCUCUGGUCCGACGCUGGGGUCGAAGCACAGGCGCUGCUGUUGGAAGGGGUGUCUUCUGUGGCGGAGCGUCGGGUAGCCCAGCUCCGCGCGUUCGUCGGCCCCCAGCUCCUCCUCGACGUCCUCAGGUUGCACGUUUGCACCGCAGACCGCGCCCCCGCCCGCGCCCAGAAGCGCCCGUCUACUUCCGCCCCUCCUGCCGCCGCCGCCCCGUCGCACGCGGCAGACGGGAGCGUCAUUGCUCGGCCGGUGACCCCCAAGAGCAAGCGCGGCAGCGGCUUUGGGGAUGGUUCGAGUGGCAGCGGCGGCGGUGGCGGUGGCGGUGGCGGCGGCGGGGCCGCCGCAGGCGGAGCUGCUAGAGCGGCGGCCUCGUCCUUCAUCGAGGCCGCCGGCGGCGGCGACAGAGCCCCCGGCGGGGCUCUCGCUUCUCGCGGCAUGGACGCCAGCGAGAGGGCCAAGUACGUCCGGAUGUCCUUUCUCGAAGAGGACUUCGGCGACUCGUUCGGCCUUGACGGCAGCGGGUGGAAGGACGGGGUGCUCCGCGACGCCGGCGUGGACGGGACCGUCGAGGACCCCGGUUCAGCGGUGACGGCGGCGGCAGCGGCGGCGGGGGAGGCUGAUGGCGUCAAUGCCGCGGUGGUGUGUCUCCAGGAGUGCCAGAGCCCGGACCUGCAGCGGGGUGUGCUCGGGGUGUUGCUGGGACUCCGCAAGGAUGGCCCGAUCAAAGACUUCUUGCGGCGCGAACUGCUGCGGAGCAUGUUCCUGUGGGAGGCCGCUCCGAUACUGCUGUCCAGGAAAGGGUACUCCACCGACGUCCGCCGCGACUGCCUAGCCCUCUCCCUGUGGCUGCUCACGGAGACCCACGCGGCAGGGGACGAGAGGUCGCUGGCCCCGUCGGCCAAAACGCCUCGCCACCGCCGUCCAUCAGUGUCCGCCUUUCCGGCGAGCGGCGGCGGCGGCGGCAACGCCUCGUUGGCCCCUAACCUGGCGAAGGCUCUGGACGCCGAGAACCUGGUCUUGGGCGAGGAUGGUGGACGGGGCCAAGGAGCAGCGGAUGGCGGCGACGCUGCUUCGGGGAGAGACGUGUUGGCGGCCGUCCGAGGGCAGUACUGGUCUGCGCACUUGAUGCUGGCACGCACGGUGGCUCUGGCCGUCUCGCAAGGCGCGUGGGGCACCAUCCCCGGUCCCCUCUCCCCGGCACCGGCGCCAAUCGGCGAAGACGUCGUGGAGGUUGCCCUCUCGGGGGGACAGGUGUCGGCGGCGACGGAGGAAACGGGGGGCAAAACUGUCGCCGAAGGCGGCGGAGGCGGCGGCGGCGGCCAUAAUAGCGAUGCCGGCGACGCUGAGAGCGGUAGCAGCAGCGGCGGUGGGGGGAAGAGGGCGUCGCUGUGGCUCUCGCUGCCGUUCUUGGCGGCGCUGUUGCCGGGCGCGUCGCCGUCCACGCGGCAGCAGGCCGCCAUGUCGAUCAACAUCGCCCUCAAGGGCAAUGUCGCCGCAAGGAAGGCGCUGCUUCGCCUCUCCGAGUCUUCCUGGGCGGACGCGCUUAUGGAGCUGGCCCUGUGCGAGAGGGAGUUGGACGAUCCGUUCGCGGCCGGCGCCACCGGUGCUGCCGAGGGCGUGGGGAGCGGCGGCUCCCUCAAGCGCCCUAGCAGCAGCAGCGGCGGCGGCGGCGGCGGGUGGGAGUCCGUGGAGCGGUUCGGGGACGGCGCUGUCAGCACCCCGGUAGGCGAGACAUCGCUGUGCGAAGAGCUCGCCCUCGAUGCGGCAGGCUGCGUGGUGGCGGACAGCAUCGUCGAGCGUCCCCGGGGCUGGACCAUCCUCCGCCCCCUGCUGGCCAGCCUUGACCGCGCGGUGGUGCAGCGGGUGGGGCUGGACCGUGGCGGGCGGGAGUGGCAGAGGGUGGCCCUCUGCAAGCUAUCCUCUACCGUCCUCCAGCGGGUCGCCCGGGGGUCAGGCAGAUGGACCGAGCUUACCCUGGACGGGCUGAACAAGCUCAUGCUCCUCGUCGAAGAGCGCCUGUUCCCGGGAGACGAGCUGGCAGCAGCCAUGGCGGCGGCGGCGGCGGCAACGGUGGCUGCAGGCGGCGAUAGCCACCAAGAAAACGGCGGCGGAGAAGCCGGCGGACUUGAGGUUGCGGGGGGCGCAGCGGAGGGGCAUCACCCGGCGCUUGGGUCGUCCGGGGGGCAGUCCUCCUUCGACAUGGAGGGGAGUUGGGGCGAAGACGGGACCGCGGCGGGGUCCUUGAGCCACCUCGUGGAGUGCAUGUUGGAGAUCGUUCGGGGUCUACGCAGCAUGCUAUCCAGCGAGCCCCUCCUCGCGACGGGACACCGAGCCCCCGUUGCCGCCGUCGCGGCCGCGGCUGCGGCGGCAGCCGGGGACGUGGGGCUCCGGACCCGGGCGUGCAACGCGCUGUGGCCCGCCCUGCGGGCGCUGGGGCGCGUGCCAGUGCUUCGCGACGUGGGCACGGAGCUAUCGCGGGUGGUCUACCACGAGGUUUUCCUGUCUCUGCAGGUCCUCCUGUCUCUCCCCGAGGUCACCCCCGCAGCCGGCAAGUCGGCCACGCUCGAGGCGUUCCUAAGCCUCAGGAAGGCGCUGUCCGUCUGCGACGAGGCCCUGUCACCCCGGGACCCAUCCGCUUCGGGAUCGCCCGGGGGGGGGGGACGCCGCUCCCCCAGUGGGGGACUUGGGAAGCGGGCGAACGGGCCGUUCGAUCCCGAUGCGGCCGCGUUGGCCAUGGAGAAGCGCGGUCUGCUUGGAGCGGUCGCAAUGGCAGCGGUCCAAAAUCUCCACACCCUCCCAAGCGCGGAGACGGCGGCAGCAGAGGAUGCCGCCGGGGAUAACGCUGCCGAGACGGCGCGGGGCCGGCGGGGGGAGGCGGCAGGGCGCCCGGCUCCCCGCCAGGCCAAGGGGGGAGGGGCGGCGGCGGCGACGGCGACGGUAGCCCCGAAGGCUUCAGCGGCGGUGGCGGAAAUGUUAACCGGGGCGAGCGGGUGCGAGGACAUGGACGAGAUCUUCAAGUCGCUCUGGGCGGUUCUUGCGGAGGCGCAGGCGGAGUCUCGACAGGACUACGCCGACUUCGUGCCGCUGUUCCGCAACAUGGGCAGCGGCCGGCGGGGCUCGUCCUCAUCGUUAUCGUCUUCGUUCAACGCCGGCGGCCGGCGUCCCUCCUUCGAGUACAACAACGGCGGCGGCGGCGGCGGCGGUGCCAGGGGGGGCUCCGCGGCCCUCGGCGGGUACGCCUCCGCCCACCUCCCGGCCUCCUACACGAUGCCGUUCGGCCUUCCCCCGCCGCUCCACCGCGUGCGACUCUCGCGGGACGCCGGAGAGUUCGCGUGGCCGGCCGAGCCCCCGGGCCCCCACGGCCCCCCCCGCCCGUACACGCCUUCCUCCGGCGCCGGCGAAGACGCCGCGGCUAUCGCGGCCGCCGCGGCCGCCGGUGACUCGUCGCCGCCCGACGCGGCGGUGGUGACGGCGAAGGCGCUGCAGCAGCUGCCCCCCCGCGGGAGCUUGAUCUUCGGGCUCGGCGGUGCGGCGGCGGCGGAGAGCCUGGCGGCGACGGUCUUGGCGGAGCACCGGGUGGUGGUGGAGGAGGAGCACCUGCGGCUGGAGUACGCGAUGGCGGCCCUCGACGCCGCGGGGGCGAGGGCUCGGAGGCACUGGCGGAGGGUCAGCCGACUGGCGGAGGCGGAGGCGUCGCCCUGGGUCGGCGAGGAGAAGGGGGCCGCCGCCGCCGCCGCCGCCUGCCGGCGUGCGGGGGGCGAGAGGCUAACCGGGCUGCACCGCGACUGCAGGUGGAAGCUCGCGGGGAACGAGCACGAGGGGUCGGAGCCCGGCCGUUACCGCCCCGUCCUGCAGCCGGUCCUCGCCGCUCCGUCGUCGUCGCCGUCGUCUUCGGCGUCCGUGGUGCCCGCCGAGGACCUGUCCGCCAGCGCGAUGAGCAUGGAGGACGUCGGCCUCCAGCUGGCGCGCAAGUGCUCGCGGUACAUCGUGGACAUCGUCAAGACGGAGGCAACGGGGGACGCCCUGGCCGACGCCGGAGGAGGAAGCGGCGGCGGCGGCGGUAACGGCGACGAUAACGGCGACGAUAACCACGGGGAGAACGAGGACGACGAGGAGGAGGACGUCUGGGGCGUCAUCGGCGCCCUGUCCCCUGCCGCCGGCAUCAGCGGUGACCCUGAAGCCGCCGCCACCGCCGGCGACAGCAGCGGAGCGGAUGAAGCCGCUAUUGCCGCCGCCGCCCUAGACGUGGUCGAAGAGGUAUCCAGCACCGGGGAAAGCCCAUCGGCGCGAGCCCAGCGGGAGGAAGACGAGCGGCGCCUGGUGGAGGCCAGGGUGCGGCAGACCCUCGCCGCCGUCGCCGGCCGCCAGGACGGGGGCGCCGGGCCCCGGGUGGACCUGGGGCCCGGGGCCGCGCGGUGGAGGAUGGCUGUGGCGAUCGCGGCGGAGGCCGCGUCUGGGUUGGGCGUGACGGAGACGGUCGUGCUGGUUACGCCCAAGGGGAACCGCAGAGGGCGGCUGUCGCUCGUCGACAAGUUCCUGUCCUUCAUGCCCGAGAGCGCUACCGCCGACGGCGACGGAGGACGGGACGGUGGUAGCGGCGGCGGCGGCGGCGGCGGCGGCGGCACCAGCAGUGGCGCCGGAGCCGCGAAGGCGUACACGUGGGCCAUGGACCAGCGGCGCUUCCGCCUGCGCGAGUCGGCCCUCCAGGUGUUCCUCCGCAGGGGCAAGCGGAGAAGCCUCUUCUUAAAUUUCGGGUCGGAGUCCAGAGACCAGGGCCGCCGCAACGACUUUUUCAGGGCACUCCAGACGCGGUGCCCGUCGGGGAGCUCGGAGUCCUCGGACGCCAGCCGGCUGCUCAAGGCGUGGCAGCGGCGACGCAUCAGCAACUUCGAGUACCUCAUGGGCCUCAACACGUUGGCCGGCCGAAGCUUCAACGAUCUAUGCCAGUACCCGGUGUUCCCCUGGGUGCUGUCAGAUUAUACCUCCGAUGAGUUAGACCUCUCGGACGACAAGGUGUUCCGCGAUCUCAAGAAACCAAUGGGCGCUGUGAACCCCGAGCGACUUGCGGAGUUUAUCGACCGGUACCGCAGCUUCGACGACCCGGAUAUCCCGAGCUUCAUGUACGGCAGCCACUACAGCACCGCCGUUGGGGUCGUGCUGCACUACCUUGUCCGCCUACAGCCGUUCGCGGAGUUGCACAGGGAGAUGCAGAACGGCACUUUCGACGUGGCGGACCGGCUGUUCAGCAGCGUGGCGCGCAGCUGGGACAUGUGCACAUCUGCGCUCUCCGAGGUCAAGGAGCUUACGCCGGAGUGGUACUCGCUGCCGGACUUCCUGACGAACGUUAACGGCUUCGCCUUCGGGAAGGCUCAGGAUGGGACGGAGAUCAACGACGUCCAGCUUCCUCCCUGGGCUGGAGGACCGGCCGACUUCAUACUCAAGCACCGUGCCGCUCUAGAGUCGGACUACGUGUCCCAGAACCUGCACCACUGGAUCGACCUCAUCUUCGGGUACAAGCAGAGGGGCCCCGCGGCUGAGAAGGCGCACAACGUGUUCUACUACCUCACAUACUCCGGUGCGGUCGACCUCGCCAACAUCCAGGACGAGGGGCUGCGGCGGGCCACGGAGCUGCAGAUCGCUCAUUUCGGCCAGUGCCCGGCACAGCUAUUCGGCAGACCCCACCCCGCCCGCGGCCAGCGAGGACAGGGAGUUCCACGGCCGGUGGCGGCGUCUUUCAGGGGGCUGGAGCGCUGGCGAGAGAGCGGCCGCCUUGCGUCCGUGCGUAGCGUCCAGAGGGUGCCGUCGGUAUCCCUCAGGCAGGUAGGCGUGCGCGCCUGCCGGGCGCUGGCGGACGGGCGCCUUCUCUCCGUCAACGGGCUCGGCGUAAUCGAGCAGUUCAAUUACGCCUGGAGGGACUGGCAGUUGCCGGCGGCGGAUUCUUCGGCGGUUGCUGCUACUACGGAGACGGGGAUAGAGACGGCGGCGGGAGGGGAGGAAGAGGAGGAGGAGGAGGAAGAGGAGGAGGGGGUCGUUGGUGGUGACAGCGAGGGAGAGCCGGGGGUGGAAGCCAAGAGGAUGGUUCACUUCACGCACGUCCCCCGCAUCCCCCUCGGAGCCAGGCCGGCGGUGGACUCCCGUGGCGAGGAGGCGGCCGGGGGCCCCAGCGAUUGGCCUCCCCCCCUCCCCGCUCCGCCCGUGUGCUUUUCCCCCUCCGGGAGGUACUUGUUCAGCGGAGGGCACGAGUCCGGGGCGUUGCUCAUGUGGCAGUUCGAUUACGACAACACCGGCCAGGUGUGCGGCGAGAUGGCGCUGCCACGGGCACUCGGCCCCCGUGACCUGCCUCGCGCUUUUGCGGGCUCGAGGCCAAGGACAGCGACCUCGUCCUCUCCGGCGCCGCCGACGGCACGGGCCCUUCUCUGGUCCGUCCGCCGCCUGGCCCCCAACUACAUCUCGGACAGCCUGCGCCGCCCGACGGCCCGCCGGUGCCCCGCCCUCGUCGUGCGCGGGCACCGGGGGGCCCGUGACCGCGUGCGCGGUUAG